AUGAAAGCUUCUUUAGAUCCCUCAGAUGCUCUAUAUCUUCAUCCCUCUGACAAUCCUGGACUAGUCCUGGUUUCUAAGGUUUUCGAUGGGAGUGGUUAUGGAUCUUGGAGGCGUGCCAUGGUAAUCGCUCUCUCUGCAAAAAAUAAGUUAGGAUUUGUGAAUGGAGAAUGUGAAAUACCCGAUUCUAACUCUUCAGACUUGCAGAAUUGGGAGAGAUGUAAUAACAUGGUCAUUUCUUGGUUAUUGAAUAGCUUGGUGAAGGAGUUAGCUGAAAGUGUAGUAUAUGCUACAACAGCUAGUGAGAUCUGGGAUGAUCUAGAGGAAAGGUUUGGUCAAUCAAAUGGACCACAAAUGUUUCAAAUUCAGAAAGAGUUAAGUCAGGCUGUGCAAGGAACCAGUAGUAUAACUGCAUAUUAUACUAGAAUUAAAAAGCUUUGGAGCUUUGGGAUGAGAUCAAAGCUUUGA
This is a messenger RNA of Dioscorea cayenensis subsp. rotundata (Guinea yam), 465 nucleotides long. RefSeq lists its product as uncharacterized. The transcript has a single exon. Bases 1 to 465 code for a protein of 154 amino acids. The record is from RefSeq and is a predicted model, not a curated record. Lineage: Eukaryota; Viridiplantae; Streptophyta; Magnoliopsida; Dioscoreales; Dioscoreaceae.